AUGCUUACAGACAGCCUAAAACCUGAGUACUAUCGCAACAAGGGUCGUCCACCCCUUACCGGCCUCAGCGACCACUAUCAACAUUGUCAUUUUUUCGGCAGCACCACAAACGGCAAUGCUGCCAUCUCUACUACCACCGAAGAUUUGUUAUUAAUGGACACCAACUCCUCAACCACCGGCUUUCUCCGCCAGGCCUCUCUGUCCUCCGCCAGCUUGUUGGGCGAUCUGAACGGCAAACCGCUUUUCUAUAUGCCUGCGCUCUCUGCUGAUGUGGAUCCCCUCCUUCCUGUUUCGGAAUCGUCCUCUAAGUCGUCACCGUCUUCCUGCAGUGACGCCUCGCUUAUCGCGCCCACCAACUCGGUGCCUGAUACCGCAUCCACUAGUUUGUCGCCUCAGUUGAAUCUUGUCGGGAGGCUUGUUAUUGGUGAAUUUUUUACUUGUAUCACCUUUAUUGAUGACAUCUUGGACUUUGAGGAGCGCUCCUCGAGACUGCGCCACCUACGUGAGGGGGUGGUUACCAUGUGUUCACUUGUUGUUCAACGUUUUGGGCUUCAGGAUCUCUCCAAAGUGACUGUCUCUUCACGUCGCUCAACCAAGUCCAAACAUCGUCGCAAUCAAACCAACAACAGUUCUCUCUCCAGUCCCCAGUCCCCUUCACCGCCAAAGCCUCCAAAAUCGUCGACUCCUGAAAAGUUUCUUCCUAAGGUUUGUUCCACAACGUCCUCAUCGAAGGUAGAAGAGGUGGAAGAGGAGAAGGCGACUGUGACAGUGACUGUAGAUGCAAUCCCAGUAAUCAAAGUGAGCGACAGCAGUGACACUAACAAUGCGGUUCUGGAAAAUGGAAAUGAGGAGGUUGAUGACGACGAAGGUGGUUUUAUCAUGGUCACUACAAAGAAGAGGAAUCGUCAAGCACGGUCUGCGGCGAAGGCCAACAACGCUUCUGGCCAUCGAUUUACCCGUCCACAGCACCCAGCACUUCUCUCUCCUCUUCCUCCCACUCCUCUUCCACCUCGAAAGUUGCUUAGCCCGCUGCAAUCAAAUAAGGCAACAUCCAAGGCUGGUCAACUUUAUGCUCAACGCAUGGACAAGUUUCACAAAAACUCUGGCCUAGAUUUUAGUACCUACGCCUCCCUCGUCCUCCUCGUCGUUGUCGUCGGUGCUAUCGCCUUGAGAACUAGUCAUCUGACAUUAACCACCCACCUUGUAGAUACACAAGCUCUCCCUCUUUUCCCAGUUGCCAAAACAUCAGAAGAGGUAGUAGUUAGAACAGCAGAGGUUUGUGAAAGUCCAUCUGUUUUCUCCCUCCUCCUUCCUCACCCCCCCCCUCCGUCCCCCCUUCCUCACACCUCCUUCCUCUCCCUUCCGUCCAUAGCCUCGUCUUUUGCCGAUCCAGUUGGUCUUUCUUUUUACGAGUCUGGUCUGUCUUCUUCCCCCUCCUCGUACCUCUACCUCUCCAGCCUCUUCCUUAUCGCAGUAGCAAGUAUUUGGUAA
Molecule: messenger RNA, 1491 nt
Organism: Hydatigera taeniaeformis
Lineage: Eukaryota; Metazoa; Platyhelminthes; Cestoda; Cyclophyllidea; Taeniidae
Source: the annotation of a GenBank genome assembly